AUGGGUACGUCGCGGGCAUCAGUGGCUUGGGUGGGCGUCCUUGCUGGCUUGUCUUUGCUACUCCUUAACGAAGUCCAUGGUCGGUCCCACAAUCCUCUCGUGAAGGAUUUCUUCUCGACGAAAUGGAAGAAGAUUGCUGGCAUCGUAAGUGUGAUCCCUUCAUCAUGGAUCAGCAAUGACUCAUACGUUUUUCUAGCACAAACACGGACUCUUCACCCAGCUAACCUGACGGCGCUGGAAAUUAUCGAAGAGAUGAAGGAGGAACAUUUUAGGAUCCGAGUCGUGAUUAACAAAAGGGAAAUUAAAGUAUAUAGGGACGAUCAAGUGGCGUACGAGAAGAUCGGAGUGUACAAUGGGUAUUACAUCAGCCACACUGGCAUGCACGUGGUGGUACUGCACCCUUCCCGCGGCCACGUGAUGCUCGCCAGGCAGUUCCUGACGCAGGAGCCUUCUGAAGACCGGAACCUAGUGGCGUGCCUCGAGUCCCUCAUGCCGGGGAACAUCCUCAUUGCGGUUGCAGUGCCCGAUGCGGUCAUGUUCUUGGGCCCCGACGCCGUGGCCCGCCUGGAAGAGAUGGGCGCCUCCAGGAUCCGCUAUCUCGCCCGACACGAAACCUGGGUCAUGGUGGCUCACACGCCCACACGCCCGUACAGGCCGCCGCGGUUCUAUCCAAUACUCAAACCCAACGUCACUAAACCAGUGGUUCCAUUAGGAAGGGUUUGGGCAGAGAGUUUUUCCCUCCGUCGCUUGCUCGUUAAUGGCACCUCUUCAGCCGUCGACAUGGCAACGUAUGUCCCCAAAUUUGAAGCCACCAAGUGCGCGUGGCACCAAGACGUCGCCAUGUUGGAUCAACGGAAAUUCUGCGACAGUUACGAUGGCUACGUCCGCCUCUGCAGGUGCCAUGACCCGGUCACUUCCUCCCUCAGGAAUUCUGCUGUAACCACCAAGUGCGCGUGGCACCAAGACGUCGCCAUGUUGGAUCAACGGAAAUUCUGCGACAGUUACGAUGGCUACGUCCGCCUCUGCAGGUGCCAUGACCCGGUCACUUCCUCCCUCAGGAAUUCUGCUCCGAAGAUCAAGAUGCGUGAAGUCAUCCCCGUGGCCAUGUUGACAGCCAUCAAACCUUUCAACUUCUACAGGCAGCUUCUGAACCUCCUCGAGACGCCAGGGGCAGCCCAGACACCCAUUCUUGUUCUUAUAGACGGACCUCAGAAGGAGAUUAUACGCUUAGCGAAGUUGUUCGGGUUGGACGUGCUAAUCCACCGACCUCAGGGCGAGAAGGGCAGCACUACACUCCUGAAUAUGCAUUUCCGCUUCUCCGUUCACAACGUGUUCAACUUCUUCCCAGGAGUCGACAAGGCUAUCAUCUUAGAAGACGAUUUGCUGCUCUCGCCUGAUUUCUUAUCCUAUUUCCAACAAACGGCCUGGCUCCUGGACGCAGAUCCCACCAUCACGCACGUCAACGCCUUCUCAACCAACAGCUAUCCUGACGUCGCCUACGAUCCUACAGUCCUAAGGAGGAUAGAGAUGUUCCCCCAGUUCGGCUGGAUGGUGAAGCGAAACUGGGCGCAGGAUAUAUUUCAGUUUUGGGUCUCUGAAAAUGAAACAGCUGAUUGGGACUGGUGGCUUUCGGGAGCAAGGCAGCGUCAGGGAAGGGACGCCCUACUGCCCGAAGUGAGCAGGACCUUCCACGCAGGAGCAGCAGGAGCCCAUGUGACUGGGUGGGCGCAGGAACACCUUUUCAGUAACAUGAUCUUCAACCAGGAUCCUCAUGUCAAGCUCAAAGGGCUCAAUGACCUGACCAGGGAUCGAUACGAAGCCAAGAUCCGGCGAGACAUUGAACGGGCUGUCCCUCUCACCUUGACAAAGUCCCCCUGCGAUGGCCCGAUUCUCCCGCCCAACACACCUGGACCCUUCAAGAUCUUUGUGGAGGCGAAGACCAAUAACGACGAAUAUGACAGCUUUUACGUAAUGCAAUCGUGCCUCCAUGGAUAUAUUCAGGACACGAGAGAGAUGUUCCGUGGCACUGUAAGGUACAACUUGAAGGGGCGUAUCCUGUACAUCGUCGGGUGUCCUAUGUCUCUCUAUUGCGAAACGAAAACUGGCGUGAAUCUCCUCCGUCCUUCCCCCGAACUUGUCAACAUGGUCAGUGAUCAGAAUUAUCCUUGGCAGAUCCAGAACUAUCCACCUUACUAUCUAGAACGCUUCCCUGUGGUCGUUCCCGAAGAAGAGUUUUAUAUGCGGAAUCUACUCUAUGUUUACCAUAACGGCACCCAUGUGUUUAACGAGAAAAUAGCGAGCGUGAACUGA
Penaeus indicus is the source of this 2310-nucleotide messenger RNA. RefSeq names its product protein O-linked-mannose beta-1,2-N-acetylglucosaminyltransferase 1-like. Gene Ontology annotation, cellular component: Golgi membrane. Lineage: Eukaryota; Metazoa; Arthropoda; Malacostraca; Decapoda; Penaeidae. The record is from RefSeq and is a predicted model, not a curated record. Gene Ontology annotation, biological process: protein O-linked glycosylation via N-acetylgalactosamine. Bases 1 to 2310 code for a protein of 769 amino acids. Gene Ontology annotation, molecular function: beta-1,3-galactosyl-O-glycosyl-glycoprotein beta-1,3-N-acetylglucosaminyltransferase activity. The transcript is spliced from 20 exons.